GUCUUUCUGGAUGUUUUCUCCGCACCAGUCUUUCCUUAUAGCUACAUGGCCACAGUAAUCGCGGAGUGGCAUAGGGAGGACGGGAGGACGAGGCAGGACAGUCGAAAAAAACAGUGAUGGAAACCGUGGAAACAGCCAAGAGACUCAGCACACUCCGAACCAACGGCAGAACGGGCGAAUUAUCCUCAAAGUUAAAGCAAGUGUCAUAGUGGCCGAUAUAUGGAAAGUUUCUUGCGUGCCAAGCGAAGCACCUCGCCUCCCAGCGGCAUAAGAUGAUUGAAGUGCAAGCCAAGCUUCUACGCGAUGUCGUCUACGUCGCUGGAGACAGUGUGGAGUGCUUGGUUACCUUCAUCAACAAGCGUGCAGAUGCCAACGUCGACGAAAGGCCCGAGAACUGCGUCAAGCCAACGCCGGAGAACCUUGCGUGGGCGAGCGCCCAGAUCCACUGCCACUGCUCGGUGGACGAGGCCAAGGUGCACUUUCCCAAGUCUCCGUCGCAAGAACAGAUGGCCACGGGUUCCAAGGACACCUCUUUCAUUCCGUGCCGAGGUGAAGGCGAGAAAGGCUACGUGGUGUUCUCUUCCAAGCCCAAGAUCUUGUUCUGUGACCUCCGUCUUUUGCCAGGAGAAAGCAAGUCGUUCGUGUACAGGGAAACGAUCCCGUCGUCGGUGCCACCCUCAUACAAAGGCCAGGCGGUGAGGUACGCGUACAAGGUCACCAUAGGGGCUCAGAAGGUGAACGCCCGCAUCUGCCUCCUCCGCAUACCCAUCAAAGUGUUCGUCGUCGAAGGCCUGAUGGAGGCGCUGAAGGAGCGCCUUGCCCGGGCGGCCCCCAACAACCCGUUCCUUCCGUCGGCAAGCCGGCAGUCUGUCCUGGAGGUUGCCGUGGACUUCCUCGAAGACCUCACCUCCCGGAGGAGACCCAGCUACUACAACGUGACACACCAGAACGGCCGGGUGGUGCGAUUCUGCCUGCUGAAGACCUCCUUCCGGCUUGGGGAGGACAUCGUGGGCACCUUCGACUUCUCCGAGGCGACGGUGCCGUGCGUCCAGUAUUCGGUGACCCUCCAGAGCGAGGAAGAGGUGCUCGGGGCGGCGUCUGCCAGCGGAGAGGCCGUACUCUCGACCCUGGGGCACUGCAAGCAGCACGCUUUCUGCCUACACCUGCGCACCACCCACCUACACCUGCCCGUGCCGCUGCACGUGACGCCCUCCUUCGCGUCGGACAUAGUGGAGCUGCGCUGGAAGCUUCACUUCGAAUUUGUGAUGACCACGUCUCCUAUAACGAUGCCCGGUUUGCGGCUGCCACCGGGUUCUGGCGAUUGGGCGCCACCAGAAGUGCUCGAUGUGCAGACCAUGGUGUGGGACCUUCCCAUCUGCCUGUUCCCCACCCACCCGGGCCAUGUGAGCAGUGCCCUCAAAGCACCCUCCCAGAUGUCCCUCCAGAUCUGCUGACCUAACCAGGACUCUCAAGUGCCUUGCGUCAACCACCGCGUCGUCUGCUACAGUGAUGGCUGCCGUCUGCUGCUACGAGCAGGUGCCAUCCAGCCAGACAUGCAAAUAACGAUUGUCUGCUAUGCUACGAGCAGAGGGAUCCAUGUAAUGCAAUCAUUCAUCCGGGCAUGGUGAAGACUGUCAUCUGCAACAUCAUCUGCAAUGUCGUCUGCUACAGCGAUGGCUCCCGUUUGCUGCUACGAGCAGAAGGUGCCGUCUGGCCAGACAUGCAAAUAACGAUCAUCUGCUAUGCCAAAGGCAGAAGGAUCUAUGUAAUACAAUCAUUCACCUGGGCAUGGCGACACUGUCUACAUCAUCUGCAAUGUCGUCUGCAACAUUGACGACUCGUCUGCUUCUAUAAGCAGAAAAUGCCAUCCAGCCAGGAGUGCAAGUAACGAUCAUCUGCUACCCUGCAAGCGAAAUGGUCUACAGAAUACAAUCAUUCACCCGGACAUGGUGGCAACUCCCAGCUGAAACAUCAUCUGCGAUGCCGUCUGCUACUGCGAGCAAAAAGUUCCAUUCACCUGGACAUGUAAUGAAGCAUUGUUUAUGCUUAGUCUGCAAGGUCAUCUGCUGUGCUGAGACGCCGUGAUUCCAUUCACCUACAUUUACAAAUGGCUGUCAUCUAGAUUGUCAUCUGCUGUUACAAGCAUAAGAGUUUGUACACUCGGAUGCGCAAACAACCCGUCUGCUAUUCCUUCGGGACAUCGUCCGCUGCAAGCAGCAGCUUUUUCUGUGUCCAGGUGUGUAAAUGAUCAUCUGCAGCUGAAAGUGGGACAUACAACCUCCCCAAACACACAAACAACUGCAGUCCGCAACGUGUAGACAGACGCACUUGCCAGAUAUACUUUUGCCGGAAUCUUGUAUGAGCGGUUGGGUAGCACUAUGCACCCUUUGCUACUAUGACUGGACAACAUCCUUCUCCCUAGUACUUACGGCCAAUGGUCAUCACGUUGUCUGCCGUGCUUGUGCAGGGCACAAGCACGGCAGACGACGUGAUGCUCGUGCUCUGCUGGAAAAGAAAGAGCACCAUUAUCAACUGAGUGAAAAAAUGAUGCCCAGUCAAUUGCGAUCCCCUGCUGCGAGCUCAGCCAAAAGCAUGAUGUCUCCUGCUCAACGUUUCUGCGAUGGAAAAUGUAGCCGCCAACGUCUCCAGACGUUGACGGCCAUUGUGAACCACCUGGCCGAAAUUCCACUCUACCAAGACAGGGUGUGGAUUAUUACUGCAUUUCGGGGAAAGCUUACAGCCGUACACAAAGUUCAAACUAGCUAUGUGGGAGUUCAGCAUAGAAUAGGGGCUAGUUCACAAUUCGUUGCUCUCGUGUGGUCGUGGAGGUGCUUGUUUUUAGCAACUUGGCAGCGUGGGUAGCACACCAAUCGUGCUCUGGACAGCUGUCGGUUUGCACCGCUAACUACCUGUUUCGUUCAAAGACUGGUUCACACACACUUGCGGCGAGAGACCACACUGCUACAGUUUAUCGGAUGACCCUGGAACGCCUCCGGUCGGCGUUUAUUUCCUCAUUUCUCGCGCAUCAUUUCUUCACCAUCGGCGUGAAAUACUUUUGAGGAUGUUACAAACAACCAUGUCGGCUCGAAGCUGAGCGAGUUGGCUCAUUGCUUGUUUAUGGUGCCGGCUGAACAUGUUUAUGGUGCCGGCUGAACAUGUUUAUGGUGCAUGUGCGUGCACACGUUCACGGUGCCAGCGUGCUUCUCUCGUCGUAAGCGGUUACAGCGCAGUUCAUUGCGCUCAAAACACGGAUGUGUGAACCAGUUUUAGGGCAUCUGAAACCCGUUUGCUCACACUUUGAGAACAUCCUCUCUUUGUAAACAAUCUCAUCUGCCAAAGGCAAGGGUAUACGGGGUUCAUCUUUUAGCACCUGGGGUAGGUUUUCUCACUGAUCCCGCUGCACAGAAAUGCGGUUUUGGGACAGCACGACGUCUGGCUAAAAGAAGAAAGCCGUGCAAGUCUGCCGCUGGUUUGGAACGGCAGAACAGGCUCCUCCCAGAAACCUUCUGCUCUUUCCACUUUAGCAAAGCAAACGGUGGAAAGGAGGAAACAACCAACCGUAUCGAGCAGAGCGCUUUGCAAGUGGGGCUUGCCCUGCUGUCCUAGACCUGCAGCAGACUAUGCGGAGUGCAAGUUUGUCUGAUUUUUGCACUGGACUUGCGAGCUCCGAUUGGCUCUGAUUGAAGGAUAGUGGGUAGACCUCAAGGCAGCUAGCAUUGAUGUCUACCCACUAUCCUUCCAAUCAAAGCUUGGCGUUUUGACGUCGCUGCAACCCCUGAGCGAGAAGCAGACGAACUUGUGCUCUGCAUAGCACGACUUAGUUGUGGGAGCUGCGGAAGGUAGGCGGAAAUGACUCACUGUAAAUAUAUCAUUUUGUAUGUUGGGGGGUAUCUCCGUUUUGGGAAGAGCGCGAAAUUCUCAACAUGCCUAGCUUUUUUUUUUUCUUCUUCUCGUAUAGUGUUGGACAGAAAAACUUGUUAAUUGUGUACAGGUUCCCUAAACAACUUCCUCUUUUAUCUGUCUGGAAGGAAUGUGCGACAACUUUUGGCAGCAGUUCGGGUACAUGUUACCGCUCAAGACAUUGAUAGUUUUUUAUAUUUUUGUUUUUUUAGUUGAUCUUUGUUUUUUUGCGGAAGGAAGGUUGGUAUUGAUUGCCGAAUGAAAUGAAGGAGCAUGGAGCACUGGUAGUAGUGAGGAAAAGGGAAUAUACUCGGUUUUUGUACAUUUCUUUGCUACAUAGAUUGCCUAACCUGAUGAAGUGCUCCGGAUGGGAGCGAAAUAAAAAAACAAAAUGUUGAACUUGAUGAACGAAA
Molecule: messenger RNA, 4313 nt
Organism: Ixodes scapularis (black-legged tick)
Lineage: Eukaryota; Metazoa; Arthropoda; Arachnida; Ixodida; Ixodidae
Product: RAB6A-GEF complex partner protein 2-like
Exons: 8
Coding region: 273-1454 (393 amino acids)
Biological process (GO): retrograde transport, endosome to Golgi
Cellular component (GO): Ric1-Rgp1 guanyl-nucleotide exchange factor complex; Golgi membrane
Source: RefSeq, a predicted model, not a curated record